Messenger RNA from Tupaia belangeri chinensis (Chinese tree shrew), 7538 nucleotides. RefSeq names its product Rho associated coiled-coil containing protein kinase 2 (gene ROCK2). Gene Ontology annotation, molecular function: Rho-dependent protein serine/threonine kinase activity; ATP binding; small GTPase binding. Gene Ontology annotation, biological process: peptidyl-threonine phosphorylation; regulation of actin cytoskeleton organization; positive regulation of centrosome duplication. Lineage: Eukaryota; Metazoa; Chordata; Mammalia; Scandentia; Tupaiidae. The record is from RefSeq and is a predicted model, not a curated record. Gene Ontology annotation, cellular component: cytoplasm; cytoskeleton; centrosome.
AUGGCUGAUGAACUUGCCUUCAACUUUGCUGCAAACAGAUUUAAAACUGAUGGCUUAAAUUCCUUGGUCCUUGAUUUGGAUUUUCCUGCUUUGAGGAAAAACAAGAAUAUAGAUAACUUUUUAAAUAGAUAUGAGAAAAUUGUGAAAAAAAUCAGAGGUCUGCAGAUGAAGGCAGAAGACUAUGAUGUUGUAAAGGUUAUCGGAAAAAGAGGUGCUUUUGGUGAAGUCCAGUUGGUUCGUCAUAAGGCAUCACAGAAGGUUUAUGCCAUGAAGCUUCUUAGUAAGUUUGAAAUGAUAAAAAGAUCAGAUUCUGCUUUUUUCUGGGAAGAAAGAGAUAUUAUGGCCUUUGCCAAUAGUCCCUGGGUGGUUCAGCUCUUUUGUGCCUUUCAAGAUGAUAGGUAUCUGUACAUGGUAAUGGAGUACAUGCCUGGUGGUGACCUUGUAAACCUUAUGAGUAAUUACGAUGUGCCUGAAAAGUGGGCCAAAUUUUACACUGCUGAAGUUGUCCUUGCUCUGGACGCAAUACACUCCAUGGGUCUCAUUCACAGGGACGUGAAGCCCGACAACAUGCUCUUGGAUAAACACGGACAUCUAAAAUUAGCAGAUUUUGGCACAUGUAUGAAGAUGGAUGAAGCAGGCAUGGUACACUGUGACACAGCAGUUGGGACACCUGAUUAUAUAUCACCUGAGGUUCUGAAAUCUCAAGGGGGUGAUGGUUACUAUGGGCGAGAAUGUGAUUGGUGGUCUGUAGGUGUUUUCCUUUUUGAGAUGCUAGUGGGGGAUACUCCAUUUUAUGCAGAUUCACUUGUAGGAACAUAUAGCAAAAUCAUGGAUCAUAAGAAUUCAUUAUGUUUUCCUGAAGAUGCAGAAAUUUCAAAGCAUGCGAAGAAUCUCAUCUGUGCCUUCUUAACCGAUAGGGAGGUACGACUCGGGAGAAAUGGAGUCGAAGAAAUUAAACAGCACCCUUUCUUUAAGAACGAUCAGUGGAAUUGGGAUAACAUAAGAGAGACGGCAGCUCCUGUGGUCCCUGAGCUCAGCAGUGACAUAGACAGCAGCAAUUUUGAUGACAUCGAAGAUGAUAAAGGAGAUGUAGAAACUUUCCCAAUUCCUAAAGCUUUUGUGGGAAAUCAGCUGCCUUUUAUAGGAUUCACCUACUACAGAGAAAAUUUGUUAUUAAGUGACUCUCCAUCUUGUAGAGAAAAUGAUUCAAUACAAUCAAGAAAAAAUGAAGAAAGCCAAGAGGAUAUAAAAUGGGCAGCAAGAAUUUCUGAUUCCCCUGUGCGAACUAGUGUGCUCACAUUAGACCAACGCUGCAGCAGCCCAGAGCAGUUACACGUGAUGAUUCAGAAAAAACUGUAUACAUUAGAAGAACACCUUAGCAAUGAGAUCCAAGCCAAAGAGGAGCUAGAGCAGAAGUGCAAAUCUGUUAACGCUCGCCUAGAGAAGACGAUCAAGGAGCUAGAGGAAGAGAUUACUUUGAGGAAAAAUGUGGAAUCAUCAUUAAGACAAUUAGAAAGAGAAAAGGCUCUUCUUCAGCACAAAAAUGCAGAAUUCCAGCGGAAAGCUGAUCAUGAAGCAGACAAGAAACGAAAUUUGGAAAAUGAUGUUAACAGCUUAAAAGAUCAACUUGAAGAUUUGAAAAAAAGAAAUCAAAACUCCCAAAUAUCCACCGAAAAAGUGAAUCAACUCCAGAGACAACUGGAUGAAACCAAUGCUUUGCUGCGGACAGAAUCCGAUACCGCAGCCCGUUUAAGAAAAACCCAGGCAGAAAGUUCCAAACAGAUUCAGCAGCUGGAAUCUAACAAUAGAGACCUGCAAGAUAAAAACUGCCUGCUUGAGACUGCCAAGUUAAAACUUGAAAAGGAGUAUAUCAAUCUUCAGUCUGCUCUGGAAUCUGAACGGAGGGACCGGACGCAUGGGUCAGAAAUAAUUAAUGAUCUACAAGGUAGAAUAUCUGGCCUGGAAGAAGAUUUAAAGAAUGGCAAAAUCUUACUAGCAAAAGUAGAACUGGAAAAGAGGCAAUUGCAGGAGAGAUUUGCUGAUUUGGAAAAGGAAAAGAGCAACAUGGAAAUAGAUAUGACAUACCAACUAAAAGUUACACAGCAGAGCUUGGAACAAGAAGAGGCUGAGCACAAGGCCACAAAAGCACGGCUGGCAGAUAAGAAUAAGAUCUACGAGUCCAUUGAAGAAGCGAAAUCAGAAGCUAUGAAAGAAAUGGAAAAGAAGCUCUUGGAGGAAAGGACUUUAAAACAGAAAGUGGAAAACCUGUUGCUGGAGGCUGAGAAGAAGUGCUCUAUAUUAGACUGCGACCUCAAACAGUCACAGCAGAAGAUGAACGAGCUCCUUAAACAGAAGGAUGUGCUAAACGAGGAUGUUAGAAACUUGACAUUAAAAAUAGAGCAGGAAACUCAGAAGCGCUGUUUGACACAAAAUGACUUGAAGAUGCAAACCCAGCAGGUUAACACUCUAAAGAUGUCAGAAAAGCAGUUAAAACAAGAGAAUAAUCAUCUCAUGGAAAUGAAACUGAGCUUGGAAAAACAAAAUGCUGAACUUCGAAAAGAACGGCAAGACGCAGACGGGCAGAUGAAAGAACUUCAGGACCAGCUCGAAGCUGAGCAGUAUUUCUCAACCCUCUAUAAAACACAAGUUAGGGAACUUAAGGAAGAGUGUGAAGAAAAGACCAAACUUUGUAAAGAACUGCAGCAAAAGAAACAGGAAUUACAGGAUGAAAGGGACUCCUUGGCUGCCCAGCUGGAGAUCACCUUGACCAAAGCCGAUUCAGAGCAGCUGGCCCGUUCCAUCGCCGAGGAACAAUAUUCCGAUCUGGAAAAAGAGAAGAUCAUGAAAGAGCUGGAGAUCAAAGAGAUGAUGGCUAGACACAAGCAGGAGCUUACGGAAAAGGACGCCACCAUUGCAUCCCUUGAAGAAACUAAUAGGACACUAACUAGUGAUGUUGCCAAUCUUGCUAAUGAGAAAGAAGAAUUAAACAACAAACUGAAAGACGCUCAAGAACAACUAUCAAGGUUGAAAGAUGAAGAGAUAAGCAUAGCAGCUGUUAAAGCACAAUUCGAGAAACAGCUGCUAAACGAGAGAACACUCAAAACUCAAGCUGUGAACAAGUUGGCUGAGAUCAUGAAUCGUAAAGAACCUGUCAAGCGCGGCAGCGACACGGAUAUGCGGAGAAAAGAGAAGGAGAAUAGGAAGCUACACAUGGAGCUGAAGUCUGAGCGGGAAAAGCUGACCCAGCAGAUGAUCAAGUAUCAGAAAGAGCUGAAUGAAAUGCAGGCGCAAAUAGCUGAAGAGAGCCAGAUUCGAAUUGAGCUGCAGAUGACGCUGGACAGCAAGGACAGUGACAUCGAGCAGCUGCGGUCGCAGCUGCAGGCCCUGCACAUCGGUCUGGACAGUUCCAGUAUCGGCAGCGGGCCGGGGGACGCCGAGGCAGAUGACAGCUUUCCAGAAUCAAGACUAGAAGGAUGGCUUUCACUGCCUGUGCGAAACAACACUAAGAAAUUUGGAUGGGUUAAAAAGUAUGUGAUUGUGAGCAGUAAGAAGAUUCUUUUCUAUGACAGCGAACAAGACAAAGAGCAGUCUAAUCCUUACAUGGUCCUGGAUAUAGACAAGUUAUUUCACGUGCGGCCCGUCACACAGACAGAUGUGUAUAGAGCAGAUGCUAAAGAAAUCCCAAGGAUAUUCCAGAUUCUAUAUGCCAAUGAAGGAGAAAGUAAGAAGGAGCAAGAAUUUCCAGUGGAGCCCGUGGGAGAAAAGUCUAAUUAUAUUUGCCACAAAGGGCAUGAGUUUAUUCCUACUCUUUAUCAUUUCCCGACCAACUGCGAGGCUUGUAUGAAACCUCUGUGGCACAUGUUUAAGCCACCCCCGGCUUUAGAGUGUCGUCGCUGCCAUAUUAAAUGUCAUAAAGACCACAUGGACAAAAAGGAAGAGAUCAUAGCGCCUUGCAAAGUGUAUUAUGAUAUUUCAACGGCAAAGAAUCUAUUAUUGUUAGCAAAUUCUACAGAAGAGCAGCAAAAGUGGGUGAGUCGGUUGGUGAAAAAGAUACCUAAAAAGCCCCCUGCUCCAGACCCUUUCGCAAGGUCAUCUCCUAGAACCUCGAUGAAGAUACAACAAAACCAGUCUAUCAGACGGCCGAGUCGGCAGCUCGCCCCAAACAAGCCAAGAUUGCUCGAUGUGGCAUUUAAAGACUGGGAUUGGUCCUUUGAUGAUGUUGAUGGUGGUGAUGAUGAUGGCGAUGUUUUUGAUUUCUGAAGAAAUAAAUGGGCUAACUGCCUUCUGUGAAAGCAGUGAUUAGUCAAGGUGAUCAUAUUCUUUCAGUUAAAACAAGACUGAAAUGUGGCCCAAAGUUUUUAAAAAGCUAUAUUUUCCUGAGAGACUGAUACACACAUACGUGUUCACGUUCCCGUUGUUCCUGUAAUAUAAAUUGCAAAUGAACCAACCAUGAUGGGUUAAUAAGGAUCACAAUGCGGCUCUUCCAGACUCUUCCACAAAGCUCUCUUGACAGUCAAGCACACUACAUCGCACCGGAGGACGGAGAGGGUUGACGUCGAAGGAGCUCGUGGUUCAGCUCCCACAGAGGGUUCACCAGCACAUUCUCCCGAAGAACCUGGGGAUGGAUCCCACUGCAGUGACACUGCGUCCUGAAGAAGUGGCCGUUACUGUGUGCCCGCACAUGCGCGCACACACACACACACAGUACUGUAAAUACUGCAAGAGGGUUUUUUAACUCCCCACUCUAUUUUUUUAUACUCAUUAAUCAGAUAUCAUUACUUACUGCAGUUGCAACUAUGCACUUGUAUAAAGCCAUACUGUUGGAGUUUCAAAUCACUUGUUCAUGUGCACCUCGUGGGAGCUGCAUGUUCACGUGUAAGCAGUUACUGUAAUGGGGAGUUUGAAAUUAAUUCUGUUUCCUAAUGCUUCAUGAUAGGCAACUUUACCUAUUUUGAAUGCCUUAAUUUAAUUUUUUUUUUCCUCAAAGUCUUGGCCCUUUUCUGUAUUUAAAAAAAAAAAAGUGUUUAUCAGCUAUUAGGAUGCAAACUUGCUUUGUGAAAGAAAAAUACUGCACUAUUUUUACACAUAAUCAUUACAUCAGUGUCAGCCUAUUUUGAUUGUAUAACAAAAUUUUCUUCCUAAGUAUUGGUCAUAGAAACAAUAAUGGAUAGUAUUGGAACUAACAUGUCUUUGACGUAGGCCUCUUGUUCACCCACCCCUUCCCCAGACCCUCAGUAUCAGUCCGCAACUGUGCAAGGUGUUCUUUGCUGUGGAUCUGCUGGUUACCCUAGAUGUGUUUUCAUUUCUGGUAAAAACAUUUGUGACUAUUUUUACAUUUUCACACUCAAGAUUCAAUGAUUGUCCCUAAUAGAAAACUAAGACAUGCUGUAGAUACAUCUUAAAUAUCUAAAUGUGACUCUCAAACACAGCCGUGUAUGGCAAUAUUUCAGUAUUGGGUUAAAAAAACUGGUGACUUGGAAGAAGCAGCUGCAGAAGCACUAAUUGAUUUUUUUUUUUCAAAUGCUGUUCAAGUUACAGUUUAUCUAGGCCCCUUCCUGCUAUAGUUCUCAUUCCCCCGGCUGAGCAUAGCUUUUAUACUGCAACAGUAUGCAGCAGUGGUCAGCGUCCACUUAGCACAGACAGUAGUCUUGUAUCAGGCUCUCUAAGCACAUGCACAUACAGUUCGCUGUAAUACUGCAAUACGUCAUCUGAAAUUUCAAUGAAGGAAGUAGACAUUUUCAUGGACUCGCCCUGGGGUCAGUGUGGAGAUGUGUAAAGAUUCAGUCCCCAUUGUAGGUUCUAUUGUGGAAACUACAGAGUGGCCUUUGGCCAUGGAAGCCGAAUUUGCUCUUCCACCAUCCAGUCUGCGCUCGUCCGGGCUGUCUGUGCAGAGGCUGGAGAUGCACACGUUGCCCUCCCAGGCCUGGCCUACGGUUCGGGUUUGGGGGACAGCUUUUUUUUUUUUUUUUAAGUAAGAUUUAAAGAUGAAAAAUAUAUAAAAUUUAUAUAGAAAAAAUAUUUCCAUUCAUUAGAGUUGUUAAAAGGAAGACUGAAUUAAUAUUUUAUAUAAAGAUUUUGUUACACUAUGGGAUUUUCUAUCCUAUUAUUCUGAAUUGGAGAGAGUAUAUAUAUAUAUAUCUAUAUAUUUUUAAUAAACUUUAUUAAGGUGAAAUAAUGUCAAGAUCACACAUGAGUAACAAGUAUUUGAGUAGAAAAGACAGAAGUGUAAAUUUCGAAUGCUGUAUAUAUUCGAGACUGGAGAAUCAUGGGGGGAUGCAGCCGUGUAAAGAGAAGCAAUGUGAAGUAUCGGGGGAGGUGUUCUGAGGGGUGGAAGAGGUCUCUCCCAUGGAGAUUCUUCACACCACAUGGCUUGCUGUGAGUUUAUGAGGUGGUUUGUCCAACUCACGGAAAUGCGCUGUAAUAAAGACUUCUGACCCGAGGUGGGCGUGUGCGACCCCGUUCCCCUUGCACGCACACGCCCGAGCAAUGCACCUAGCCGCGGGCUUUCUCCCCAACACUCACUAGGUAGGAAACAGCCAGGUUUUGUGCCAGUUUUUCUUCUUCCCGAGGCCCCAACGUUUCUAAGAUAAAUAUUUAUUAAAAACCAAAAGUUGCUUAUUUCUGUACACCUGACUUCUCUUCGAGCCAUAAAUACCUCCUACUGGGAACUAAGAAAUAGAAAAGAUUUGGGUUUUCAUAGGUUUUUUGUUUUUUUGUUUUUUGUUUUUUUUACUUUUGUGGGGAUAGCGAGACAGAAGUAGAAGGACGGGUGCCGGUAUCACUGUUGGAAUUAAUGUAUAGUGAAUUUUUGUAAGUAUUAAUUUAAACAUGCUAUCUAGAUUUUUAAGCAAAGAUUUUUUUAAAAAUCCACCUAAAGUUUAAAAUGCUCUAGCUAACUAAUGGGUAAGUAUACCAGUAAGUCUAAAAUAAAGGUUAGUGCCUUUAAAACUAACGUGAGAAUCAAACAGAGCUGGCCCUGAAGGACCUACUUUGCAUCGGUUGAUCUGUCGAUUUCAGGAGGAAAUACUCUGGGUUGCCAAGCCACAGUCUGCAUUCUGCUGCUGCUGCUGCUAGUCUGUUCUUACAGGAUUCUGGUGGUCAGACACGGGGCUAUUGCCCAGAAACACGCUUUAAUAACCUGUUUACACCCUGCUGGGAGCAGGCCGCCCAGGUUUCCCAGUUGUGCUGACGCUGCGACUUGAGGCACCUCCUUCCCCGGGCGACGCGUCCUCCUCCCUGUGUCAGGAAGACCCCAGCUGACUCGUAAAGCACUUUGAAGCUAGGCACUGUGUGACAGUGUCAACGUGCUUGGGGGCCACUUCUUGAUUCCCUGCCACACAGUAAUGAGUUUCAUUUGGGAUUGUAAUAAGUUAUGAACUGCAUGGUUAGAUAAUCAUAAAUGUCUGAUCAGCUGUCCCCGCUGAACAAAAAUCGUACCCCCUUGGUUUUUUAUUUCAAUUUUGUUGCAUCUUUGUAGUAAUGUUAUUGUAUUUUAUGCCUGCUUUUUAUAAAAAAAAAAAAAUUAAAUAAAAAAUUAA